GCGUUUAAAAUAUUCUACGAUCGAAAAAGUGCCAAGUUUUCUGUCGCACGUAUUUUCUCGCCACUGGUAUACACAAACGUCUUUUGUUUUCACGGUGAUUCGUACACGUGACAGUCGCAUUAGCGAAGAAGUUCGAGAGCAAGAGAAGUAGCGUGCUUAUUCUAUGCGAGAGGAGACAUUCGUCGAUCGUUCGAGUUGUUCGAUAUCGCGGGAUCCGGCUCGCAUUCUCGUUAGUCUCCUCGCAAGUUAAGAGAAUCGGACCAGGUGUGCUUCCAAUGUAAAUCCAACAAGCAAUAUAUAUUACCAGAGUGGAAGUUUUUGUGUUCUCGAAGUUUACGUACCGCGGUUUUUCUAUUUCUCGCCGGGUUUUGCGCAACAACGCGCACGUCGUCCUGAUCUCGAAAGGGAAGAACGCUAACCACGUCUGGAUCGCAAGAAGUUACAUCUAGCUCAAGUGUUUUUUGUGUGAAAUUCAGGAAACAUGUCGACUGCCGUCAUGAGCACACCAAUGUUCGAGUGUAGCGAGCAUCUUUUUAAGAAUGCAGCUACGGCAAAGACAAAGGAGCCAACCUCCUCGGCAUCAGUAACGAACAACUCCAGUAAUAACGGCACGUCCGGCACUAAUGGCGGCCAUGCACCCCUUCGUCGCAGCUACACCUCCCUGGUAACCACCUUGAUCGAGCAGCAUCGUAAAUUGGACCGUAGCGCGAGCGAGCCAACCUCUCGCUAUAAAACCGAGCUGUGUCGACCUUUCGAGGAAAGCGGCACUUGCAAAUACGGCGACAAGUGUCAGUUCGCUCACGGCUAUAGUGAAUUGCGAAAUCUUGCCCGCCAUCCGAAAUACAAAACUGAGCUAUGCCGUACGUUCCACACGAUAGGCUUCUGUCCAUACGGGCCGCGUUGCCAUUUCAUUCACAACUUCGAGGAGGCGAGGAUUCACAAUCAAAAAGUGAGCGCGCAAUUGGGGUCUACGCAACCGAAUAUCAUGGGACUGAAUCCCCUGCUAAGCGCAGCGGCGGCUGCGGCCGCGGCUGCAGCCGCGGGUGGAAAUGCUUGCAAUGGUUCCAGUGUCAAUCAAACCGUGAACAGCGUUAGCCUUCUCGAGCAAAUUGUAGCCCCGCCACAAGUUGCAGCGGCGGCGGCGGCAGCAGCAGCAGCAGCUGCAGCGACUCCAAGCCUCAUGAGAGCCAACUCGUUAAGCCUAUGCAGCAGCACCAACACAUACAACCCACCGCCGCUGCUCAGAACGAAUUCCUUGAGCUUGACUACCACCCAGCAUCACCACCAUCACCACCACCACCAUCAUCAUCAGACUGGUUCCACGGGUGUCAGCUCGGUUAUCGGCGCCACCAGGCCGAAGCCGUUGAAUCUGAGCCCGACCUUCUCUCUCGGCAGCACGGGAGAAUCCAUCUCGCCGUCGUCGAGCCUCAGCCAAUCGCCGACGAACUCGAUGGCCAGUUUCUUCAGCGACGAUUGCAGUCAACAACCGUCAGUUAGCCAGGCCACCACGGCGUUCAGUUUCGGCCAAGAUUUCGGACUGCUCGCGACAAGACAGAGCCCUAGUCCGCGAACGAAUAGCGUUUGCAGUCCCCUGGGCUCGGACGAACUAACGCCACGAACACCGUCACCGUUGUCGCCGAACGCAGAGUCCAGAUUGCCCGUUUUCAACAGGAUCAGUAACACUCUUAACGAUUUUGAAAAUCUGAAGAUCUAAGUUGCUUUUACAAGCCUCUUGGACUCUUUGGUAUAUUUUUCAAAUUUUUUUUUCUCUCGAAUAUUGAUGGCUCACGAAACACGUUCAAAGGAAAGAGAAGACAAAGAGCAUUGGACCUGAAAUAUGCUAAUUUAUUUACCGAAAAGACAGGAGAAUAUGAGGGAGAGAGGACGGGCUCUCACACAGACUUGAGGAAGAAGUUUCUUUAAUUUUCUUUUGUUUUUUAAAUCGUUUG
Dufourea novaeangliae is the source of this 1949-nucleotide messenger RNA. RefSeq names its product protein TIS11-like (gene Tis11). The coding region runs from base 482 to 1714 and encodes 410 amino acids. The transcript has 2 exons. The record is from RefSeq and is a predicted model, not a curated record. Gene Ontology annotation, molecular function: metal ion binding; mRNA binding. NCBI's taxonomy places the organism in Eukaryota, Metazoa, Arthropoda, Insecta, Hymenoptera, Halictidae.